Cuscuta europaea is the source of this 2812-nucleotide messenger RNA. Lineage: Eukaryota; Viridiplantae; Streptophyta; Magnoliopsida; Solanales; Convolvulaceae. The record is from the annotation of a GenBank genome assembly.
UUGGUCACUAAAAUGAUCUUAUAGAGUAAGGAUGCAUCAUGCAUGGAGGCUACACCUGUCUUCUUCUCAGUGCAGCAACUGCCACUCACCCAUACCAGGCCACCUCAUCUUAUCCCUUUCCUCAAACCCCAUCUUCCUCUUCAUUCCUUUCUUCAUCUAACAUAAAAAUUCUGAAACUUAAAUAUGACUAUUGCUUCUUAAUUGGUGCGUAUUAUAUGAGUUGCUGUUCUGGAGGAUUUUCCCCAAUUCUCAGUUCUAUUUUUCAGUGAUAGAUUAUAUAUGUUGGGCUUUUGGAAGUGAGGAAGGAUGAAAGGUGAGGAUGAGAAGAAGAAGAUUAUAACCAGCAAAAGCCAGAGAAAAUGGGUUGUGGAGAGGGGAGUGAGACUGGGAAGGAAUGUUAUAGUGACUGCCCUUUUCGUCUCAUCUGCGCCGUUGGUUCUUCCUCCGCUCAUAGCCAUUUCUGUGGUGGGGUUUGUGGUUUGGGUCCCUGUUGGUGUUGUGGUCGGCAGCUAUGCAGCGACUGAGAAGCUCAUGAGCAAGUUGCUUCCAAUGCCUUCUUCACCUUCCCGGCCUCUCCUCUUGGAGGGCUGCCACCGUGCUGCCACACAAGUGUCUGCAGAUGAAGAUUUAGCUCGCAGGGACUCCGAAGGAAGUGGGGAAUACACAGGCUAUGAAGAAACAAAGACUUCUGGUGAAGAGGUAGAAGGGGGAGGCACUUUUGUGGAGGGUUGUGAAGAAAGGUCGGAUUUUGUUGGAAAGGAAGAGAAUAGCAUGAACAGAGAUGGGCAGGUCUUGGUGGAGGAGGAAGGUGAUUAUAAGGCUGAUGAAGUUUUCCAGCACUUGGAGGGAAAACAUGAGAAAGAUAACACCACUAAUGUAGUAGAUGAGAAUUUGGUUGUGGAGUUCUGGCAGGAUGUUAAUGCGAAUGAGAAUAUGGACAUAGGGUAUGAUGUGGAAGACGGCAGUGAAUACUCGAAAGGAGAACUUGAGGACAAGAGACAGGAGCUGGAAGAUGCGGGUAAUAUCGAUGAGCAUUCGGAGAAAGAAGAUGAGGAAGAUGCCUGUGAAUGCACAGUGGGAGAUGGGAAAGGGAAUGCCAUUGAUGUGAUUUCGGAAGAAGAAGGUUAUAUGGAGGAGGUUGGUGAAAACUUCCUAGAGGGAGAGCACGAGGACGGAAAAGGUGAUGAAAAUUUGGAGAAGGGUUAUGAGGAAGCGGAUGUUGGCGAGUCCUUGGAGGGAGAAGGAGAUGGAAAGGGGAUUAUUACCAUUAUGGAUGAGGAUUUGAAAGAACGUUAUGCGAAAGAAGAUGGUGAACCUUUGGAUGGACAAAAUGAGGACGGAAUCAAAGAUGAGAUUUUGGAGAAGACAUGCUAUGAUGAGGAGGAUGUUGGCGAAAGUGUGGAGGAAGAACAUGACAAGGAGAAAGAGGCCAAUACAUACGAGUACAUGAAGAAGGAAGGUUGUGACACGAAAGAGGUUACCACUUCAGUCAGUUUGAAAGAGGAAUAUCAUGUGAAGGACAUAAGCAAGAACUUAGAUGGAGAACAAGAUGUGGAUUCGGAGAAGGGUUACGAGGACGAUGUUGAUGAAUGCUUGGAGGAAGAUCAAGGAGACGUGGAAGAGAUUCCCAUUGAAAGGGAUGUGAAAGAAGAAGAAGAAGAAGAUUACAUGGAGGAAGUUGAUGAAUACUCGGAUACAAAAGAUGAGAAUUUGGAGAAAGAUUAUAAGGAGCAUGAUGUAGAAUACUUGGAGGUAGAACAAGGAAUUGGGGAAGUAAUUCGCAUUGAUGAAACCCUAGAGAAAGGUUAUGAGGGGGAGGAGGAGGAAUACUUGGAGGUUGAACAAGGAGAUGGGAAAGAAAUUAGUACUGAUGAUUACAUGGAGAGUGGUUAUGAGGAGGAGGAUGAAGAAUACUUAGAGGCAGAACAGGGAGAUGGUAAAGUAAUUACCAUUGCUGAAACCUUGGAUAAAGGUUAUAGAGGGGAGGAGGAUGAGGAACACGUGAAGGGGGGAGAAGAAGGGCACGAAAUAGAGAUUACCAAUGAUUUGAAUUUGAAAGAGGAUGAAGAGGACAUUGGCAAACGAUUAGAGGGAGAACUUGAGGGAAAUAAAGAGAUUGGCAAUGAUCAUAUCUUGAAAGAUGAAAGCUAUGGGGAAGAGGCCAUUCGGCAGUACUUUGAAGGAGAAGAGCCUGAGGACCUACCGGCUACUGAGAUGAAGAUUGAAGGACUGUUAGACGUGGUGGCAAGGAGAGGUAGCGAAAAUAAUAAUGGUGACAACAAAGUUGGAAACAGUGAAGGUGAUGAAAGUUUUGAGGGCAAAAGUGUUAGUUUACUAGAUAAGAAACAUCUAGAAAAAUCAAAUGAAUUUGAGGAAGAGGAUGCAAAAAUGGAGAGAUCUGAAGAGCCAGCUGAGCCUAUUCCAGCACAAGAUGAGAUUACACCAGAAACUAAGAAGCAAAUUGCGGGAGAAGAUUUGAAACAACAUCAUGUGAAGAAGGACCAAUUCUUGUUGAUCAACGAGGAAAAUCAUGUUCAGGAGGGUGUUUCUUCUAGCACAGAGGAACCCCAACAGAAGGAUUCUGAACCCAGUAUUGAUGAAACAGAAACCACCACGGCCAACAAAAGCACCACCGUUUCUGAUAAAGGAAAUGCAACAGUGAAGCAGCAGGAUUCACCAGGAGGAUUACACCCAUCAGAACAUUAUGUGACCAAAACUAACGAUGGUGCAGAGGAACCAUCAUCCUGUGAGGUCAUGGACAUAAGUGAGGAGAAGAUAUGGGAGCAGGUGUGUGCAUUAAAGGCAAUCUUGG